Messenger RNA from Dendrobium catenatum, 614 nucleotides. Its product is annotated as probable BOI-related E3 ubiquitin-protein ligase 2. The record is from RefSeq and is a predicted model, not a curated record. The transcript has a single exon. The annotation marks the transcript as partial. Lineage: Eukaryota; Viridiplantae; Streptophyta; Magnoliopsida; Asparagales; Orchidaceae. Gene Ontology annotation, molecular function: ubiquitin-protein transferase activity.
ACGUCUUGUGAAGAAAAAAAAAAAAUUUUCUUUUGAGUUUUUCUCUUCCAUUUUUCUGUGUUCCGUUUUUUCUUCCAUCAAUAAUUACAUCAGAAUCCAGGAAGCACAGAUCAUGAAAGGUGUCAAGGAGAUGAAGCAGAGACACACGGUUUCAUUUCUGAAUGCCAUUGAGAGAGGGGUAGGAAAGAAGCUUCAGGAGAAGGAACUUGAGAUUGAGAACAUGAACAGGAAGAAUAGGGAGCUUGUCGAGCGAAUUAAGAACACGGCCAUGGAAGCACAGUCCUGGCAGCGCAGAGCUCAAUACAAUGAGUCCAUGGUGCGAAUGCUGCAAAGCAAUCUUAAACAAGCCUUGGCUCAGGGUGCUGCUGCUGCAGAUCAAGGCAAGGAAGGUUGUGGGGACAGUGAAGUUGAUGAUGCAGCCUCUUCUUUUAAUCCUAACCCUGUUCUUGGGGGCAGCUGCUACCUUCAAACUGCUAGCAAAGGACUAAGUCGUGAGCAGAUGACCUGCAAGUCAUGUAAGGCCAAGGAGAUCUCAAUGCUGCUGAUACCAUGUAGACAUCUUUGCCUGUGCGUGGACUGUGCUGGUUACACCAAUGUCUGUCCUAUUUGCCACU